UGCCUUUCAAUGCAUGGGUCUCUACUUUAUUGGCACGGGAGGCGCACGAUGAGGGUCAUGAAGGUGUGGCUGCAACCCUGCUGAAAAUGAGGAGGAAAGCCUGGGUCAUCCAAGGAAGAAAAAUUUCCCAAAAAGUAGUGGAUAACUGCCUUUUCUGCAAAAAGUCAAGAGCAAGAAGGUGCGAACAGGUAAUGGCUGACUUACCUGCUGAAAGAGCCACACCUGCAGCUCCGUUCGAGUUCACUACAGUCGACCUCUUCGGACCGUACCUUGUCAAAGAUGACAUCAAGAAACGGGUCUCAAUGAAAGUGUGGGGUGUCGUCUUCAGCUGUAUGGCCAGCAGGGCAAUUCAUGCAGACCUGGUCAACACAAUGUCGACAGAGAGCUUCUUGAUGGCUUACCAACGCUUUACUGCAAUUAGAGGGCACCCAAGAAAGAUCUGGUCCGACCCGGGGACAAACUUCAUCGGCGCCAAACCUGUCCUAAGAGAGCUGUACCAGUUCCUGGAUGCUCAGAAUAGAACUUCAAUAGAAGAGAUUUCGGCUCAAAAAGGUACCAAAUGGGAGUGGACAAUUCACCCUGCUGACUCACCUCACCGCAAUGGGGCUGCUGAAGCCGCUGUUCGCAUUCUCAAGAAGGCACUGCAGAGCCUGGGCAACAACACUGGCCUUAGCUACAGCGAGCUUCAGACAACACUACAACUUGCUGCAAACCUUGCCAACGAAUGCCCAAUAGAUGCCAGGGUGCAGAGCCAUGAAGAAAGCGUGCAGUAUGUGUCACCCAACACACUUCUCCUGGGCCGAGCCUCUCCAAGCGGUGAGAUCAGAACAUUUGACUUUGCGAACUACCCUUACAAGAGACUCAGAGAGAUGCAGAACCAGGUCAACAAGUUCUGGAGGUCUUGGAGCCAGCUUGCCGGCCCAAACUUAUUUCUGAGAAGUAAAUGGCACACUUCAUAUCGCAACGUUGCUGUCGGAGAUAUUGUCUGGUUGUGUGACCAAAAUGCAGUGAGGGGCCAAUUCAAGCUAGGACGGGUGGUGAGCGUUAAUCCAGAUGCUAAGGGCAUUGUUCGAGACGUGAACGUCAAAGUGGUCCAAAGCUCCUGCCUUCCUGUCACAAAACCCGCACUAAACCGGCCAUCGGCCAAAGUCCUGAAAGAAGCUACGCAAACCACAGUCCUGCACAGAGAUGUUCGACGCCUGGUUGUCUUGCUACCAGUUGAGGAUCAAACUCGGAGCUGACCGGCAGUAUGUAGGUGCUGAUUUACGAUCUUUCCAUCGGUUCCCGUGGGAAGAUUGAGUGGGAGGUGUGCUGACAAACUGCCUGGGAGCUCCUCAGUGGUGAAACUCCUCCUCCUUCAAUCAGUGGUGAACCAGGUGGAACAAAUCUUCCAGGCAAUCUGGGCGUGC
Molecule: messenger RNA, 1409 nt
Organism: Salvelinus namaycush (lake trout)
Lineage: Eukaryota; Metazoa; Chordata; Actinopteri; Salmoniformes; Salmonidae
Exons: 2
Coding region: 87-1241 (384 amino acids)
Biological process (GO): DNA integration
Molecular function (GO): nucleic acid binding
Source: RefSeq, a predicted model, not a curated record